CCUUACCUGCAGUGCAUUUCUGCAAGAUGCUAGAUGUCCAGUUUCGUCGCUUGUGUUUGGUGGUCUUAGCGUUCGGUUUUCACCUCGGAAGGGCGGCGGAGGUCUCAGUAUGGAGCGUAAACAUCAACUCGACACAGGACGCUGUGUUUCGGAAGACGCUCUACGCCAACACCACCAUCUUCAUGAGGUUUCUGAAUGACGUGGGGUCGUGUGAAAAAUAUCUGGCCUUUAACAUCAGCUGGUACCUGCGCUCGUCCGUUUGCUACAAUGAGGUCUUCAACACGCCGGACAACAAAGCGAUGAACAUGUUCGGCAUGGACCACAUGUUGAAAGACGGCUGGAGCGGCUUCUACAGUCAGGGCUACAUGUACUUUGAGAACUGCUCCUACCUCUUCACCCCGAAGGUUUAUUUCCCAGACUUCAACCCUUAUCAGCCACUGUCCAGUCCGAAGAGUGACCCGUCAAAUCAGACCUUUACUUGGCCUGACAAACCGGAAAUCAGCGCGGUGGCCAAAGCUUGGGUGGACGGCCCCUACCUGUUCAUAGUGAAGGUGCAGCCUGCGGUCCGCGGCUUGGAGAUAGAAGACAUCUUAGCAGAGCAGCUCAACUUUGCUUUCACAAUGAGAGUGGAGAUGAAAGGACCACAUGACUACUCGUCCCCAGCAGACUGGCCUCUGAUGAUCUUCUUCAUGGUGAUGUGCAUCGUGUACGUUCUGUUCGGGGCGCUCUGGCUCUUCUGGUGCGCCUGCUACUGGAGGGAUCUGCUACGGAUCCAGUUCUGGAUCGGCGCCGUCAUCAUCCUCGGCAUGCUGGAGAAAGCCGUCUUCUACUCUGAAUACCAGAGCAUCCGUUACAAAGGAGACUACGUCCUGGGAGCCGUGAUUUUCGCCGAGCUGCUCUCUGCACUCAAAAGGUCCCUGGCUCGAAUCCUGGUUCUCAUUGUCAGUCUUGGUUACGGCAUAGUCAGACCACGGCUCGGUACCACGGUGCACCGACUGGUGGCCGUUGGACUCCUCUACCUUCUCUUCUCCUCUGUGGACGGAGUGCUCAGAGUGACAGGUGGUUUCUAUGGAACCGUCGCCCUUGUGGCUAAUCUCAGCCUCUCUCUCAUCGACUCGUGUGUCAUGUGGUGGAUUUUCAUCAGCUUGUCACAAACCACUCGCCUCCUGAAGCUCCGCAGAAAUGUGGUCAAGCUGUCUUUGUAUCAGCACUUUACCAACACGCUCAUCUUCUUCGUUGUCGUUUCCAUCAUAUUCAUCAUCUGGACCACCAAGGUGUUCAGGCUGGUGGACUGUCAGAGGGGCUGGCGGGAAUUGUGGGUAGACGAUGCGUUCUGGCGCCUCCUGUUUUCCACCAUGCUGCUGGUCAUCAUGGUGCUGCUGCGACCCUCUGUUAACAGCCAGAGGUUCUCUCAUUCCCCUCUUAUUGACGAAGAUGAUGAAGAAGAUGAAGCCAAGGAGCCGAUGAUGAACGAAGCUUUUGAAGGGAUGAAGAUGCGGGGCUCGAAACCUGACGCUAACGGCUCCCAGAAACUUCUGAAUAAAGAGGAUGAGGACCUGAAAUGGGUAGAAGAGAAUAUUCCUACCUCCGUUGCUGAUGUAGCUCUCCCUGUUAUACUGGAUGAGGAAGAGGAAAUCCUGAAAACUAAGAUGGAGCGAUCUAAAAUGGAGUAGAGGGAAAGGCAGGAAGAAAAAGAAGCAGCAGCAAUGAAUGAGAUGAUAGAAAUGUCCUCACCAAAAAGAACAUGGAAGAAAAUUUUCUUUGAUUGAUUGAUUUAUUUUUUUCUUUUUACACAAGUUGUGUUGAGCUCAGAAGUGUAAAUAGUGUGUUGGAACAAGGAGACGAUGUAUAGCGGAACAUUUCUAUUUGUUUCACCUCUGUGUCUUCACUGUCGGGUAAACUCAAGCACAUAAUUUCCACGUUAAAUACGAUUCUGAAACCUAUUCUCGUGACUUUUUUUCCCCCCCUCCAUGGGGUCUUUUGUGGGCUCUAGUGUCCCUUAUUCGAAAGUAGGCUGACAGGAAAGGGGAUGGAGUGGGGGGAAGACAUGCGGCAAACGUCGGCCGGGUCCGGGAAUCGAGCCUGCGACCGCCGCGUCGAGGACUGAGGGCCUCCAAAUGUGGGUCGCGCUAUCCCCUACGCCACCACAUCACGCCCCAUUCCCGUGACAUUUGAAUUAGCACCGUGUCUAACCAAGGCGGAUAUGACUGAUGAUAAAAUCCUCUGGGAGUAAUUCCAUCCAACGACGUCUUACUAAUGGAGUUAGGUCGACCCGAACAUGCCGAAGUAUGAAAAUGUCAUAUAGUGCUGAAAACAGGAGGGUAUUGUUGUUGAAGUCUAACACUUAAACAGAACGACGUGCUGACUCUUAUUUGAAAUCCUUUUCAGAAUGUGUUUCAUAAUCGAUCACAUGAUAACACUGGGGACAAUAUCAGAUUGGUAUAUCAAAGAAAAUGGUGCGUAACUAAAAAUAGACAAAGUAGGGUUUUCUUUUAUUUUCUUUGUACGUGGAAAAAUAUGGCAUGUGGUUGUUUUCAAGCCCACUGAGUCAGUGCUGUGUGACUAAAGCUGUAGGUCUUUUCUGCUGCGUCUCUUACAGGUAAAUAACAAAACUUCCACUCCGUCAGGUGGGAUGGACAGCCUAAACGUUCAAGUCUUCUACAGAUUUUCAUUUGAAGUUGGGUCUCGACUUUGACUGAGCCAUUCCAAGACAUGCAUUGAUUUAAACCUGUGGUGGUAAAUGUAAACUACAGGUGGGCCACAAAAUCCAUUAACUUAAAAAUUAUUUCCUUUGCUGUUGUUGUUUCUAGUUUUACUUGCUCAACAAUCCAAAACAUGAAAAGGGGCUUCAAACUAUUGCAUUAUUAAAAGAAAAACUAACAUUUUCCACAUUUCUGGGGUCAUCAGUUGCUUUUACCGCUCUUGACUUGUAGUGAGGGGCUGGAGAAAAUCGUUAUCAAGGGCAGCAAAUGGCCCCCGGCCCACACAUUGGACACCCCUGAUUUAAAAACAUUUUGCAAAGAGGUCAAAAGUUCAGUUUUGGCCUCCUCUGACCAGAUCAGCUCGUUCCACGUGUUUCCUCUCUUCCAUGCACAGACUCACGACAAACUGCAAGCAGAAGCUCUAAUGACUUCCUUUCAACGCUGGCUUUCUUCUUGCCUUAAAGGUCACGUUUGCGGAGUUCGUGACUAAUCGUCAACCUGCCGACACAUUCUGUCUGCCGUGCCCUUCGUCGUCAUCGUUCUCAUUUUGACCAGGGAUUAAAAUGUAUGUGUUUUAAUGCCUGGAGGGAUUAAGGGAUUAAAAAAUGUAUGUGUUUUAAUCCCUGAGGCCUUCACAGAACAACUGGAAUUAUAUUGAGAUUAAUUACAUUUACUGCACAGGUGAUUUCGGAUGACGGUCGGAUUUUAUUUAGGGAUGUACGAGUAAAGGGGGCUGACUACAAAUGCAUGCCAUACUUUCGGAAAUGUAUCAUCUGUUAUCUAUGUUGGAGGGGCACAGACACUUUUUCCAGGCAGUGUAUUUAAACAGUGUGCAUUUUCUCAGAUUAUUUUUAUCCAGAUUAGCUCAAGAAGCUGCAAUUUAUUUUUGAUUUUUUUUUUUUUACACAUUUCCUUUAUUACUCACAUGUGUAAAUUUAUGUAUGGAUAUAUUUUAUGGAAGACCAAAUUCUGUUGCUAUUGACAUUAAACAAGUGUUGCGUUCAAUAUGGCAGCCAGUAAAUCUCGCCCCUCAUAUUGAUGUGGUGUGGGCCUACGCUUAUGACACACAUGAUUUACAGCAUGUAUGUUAGAGGCUAAUUUCACAAAUUGGAUAAAUGCUUAAUUUAGCACCUCACUCUAAUUCAGGCAUUAAUUAAAAAAAAUAAAUAAAUCAGAAAAUGAGUGAAUAGUUAGUUACUGUUAGAAUCGUUUAAGGCUUUACCUGUCACACUGCAAAUAUAGUUUCAUCUCUUCCUCAAUUUAUGAAAAUAUGUGUAGAUAUUCUGGAAUCCUUGCGUUCUGGUUUUAUAAAGAUUUAAGUCUUGUUAAGAAUAUUU
This is a messenger RNA of Gambusia affinis (western mosquitofish), 4039 nucleotides long. Its product is annotated as transmembrane protein 87A-like. The transcript has 20 exons. Lineage: Eukaryota; Metazoa; Chordata; Actinopteri; Cyprinodontiformes; Poeciliidae. The record is from RefSeq and is a predicted model, not a curated record. Gene Ontology annotation, biological process: retrograde transport, endosome to Golgi. Gene Ontology annotation, cellular component: Golgi apparatus; Golgi cisterna membrane. Bases 27 to 1673 code for a protein of 548 amino acids.